AUAAAUCCAACCAACCACUAGACCUCUUUACAUUGCAUACAUUCUACUCGUUUAGACCAUAAAACUCACGAGGGGCUUGCCUUGGUCUGACUCACCCUUCUUUUCCUCUACCUCAGAAAUGUCGCAUUCUCGAGAAACCUCGAAGACCGAUCUCCCUACCCGCGAGAAAGAAUCUAAAGUAGCCGCGGAAAAGAGGAUGGAAAAGAAACCGGCGCCAGAAAAGGCCAUUGGCAAGAAUGAAGCCAAAGCACCACAAUCAAAAGGUGGAAAGAAGAAGAAGGAAGGGGCCCUACUGAUCGGCAUCGACGUAUCCAAGGAUGCAGACUUCCCAGAGUGGUACCAACAAGUUUUGCUCAAGGGUGACAUGCUUGACUACUAUGACAUUUCUGGCUGCUACAUCCUCAAACCAGCGUCGCAAUUUGUCUGGGACGAAGUGCGCGCCUGGUUCGACUCGAGGAUCAAGAAAAUGGGGGUAAAGAAUUGCUCUUUCCCGCUGUUCGUCUCUGAAGAGGUGCUCUCUCGCGAGAAGGACCAUAUUGAAGGGUUCGCAGCCGAAGUUGCGUGGGUGACACACGGAGGCAGCAGCAAACUUGAGAAGAAGAUUGCCAUUCGUCCUACCUCCGAGACUGUCAUGUACCCAUACUAUGCCAAAUGGAUCCAGAGCUACCGUGACUUGCCACUGAAGCUGAAUCAGUGGAACUCGGUGGUUCGAUGGGAGUUCAAGCAUCCUCAGCCAUUCUUGCGAACAAGAGAAUUCCACUGGCAAGAAGGCCACACUGCUCAUCUGACGGAACAAGAGGCAGGCAAGGAAGUCCUCGAAAUCCUAGAUCUCUAUGCCGGUGUCUACGAGCAACUCCUCGCAGUCCCAGUGAUCAAGGGCAGAAAGACGGACAAGGAGAGGUUUGCGGGAGGUUUGUACACGACCACCGUUGAAGGUUACAUUCCAGCGACUGGGCGGGGCAUCCAAGGUGGUACUUCUCAUUGUUUGGGCCAAAACUUCAGUAAGAUGUUCGGUAUCACAGUUCAGGAUCCCAAUGCCAAAACGGAGGAAGAGAAGAAGAACCAGUUGUACGUCUGGCAGAACUCCUGGGGUUUGUCGACUCGAGUCAUUGGCGUUAUGGUCAUGAUUCACGGUGACGACCGGGGUCUUGUCAUGCCUCCCCGUGUCGUCGAAACACAGGUAGUUAUUGUUCCCGUCGGCGUCACUGCCAAAACCACGGAUGAGGAGCGAGAAGCACUUUACGGCGAGAUCAACGGCCUAGUCGAAGUCCUCAAGGCGGCUGAUGUCCGGGCUCUAGCGGAUCUUCGCGAGGGGUACUCCCCAGGGUUCAAAUUUAACGACUGGGAAUUGAAGGGUGUUCCUCUUCGACUCGAAUUCGGUCCCGGUGAGAGCAAGGGUCAUUAUGUGACAACCUCCCGACGAGACUUGCCCAAGGCCGAGAGCAAGGGUCAGAUUGCCAUCAGUGAGCUGAACACUGCCGUUCCUGAACUGCUCGAGACGAUUCAAAAGGACCUGUAUGACCGAGCCAACGCAAAGUACAAGUCUCACAUCAAACAAGUUACCAAUUGGGAUGAUUUUGUGCCAACGCUGAACGAGAAGAAUGUUAUCCUGAUGCCUUUCUGCUUGGCUGAGUCAUGCGAGGAUCAGAUCAAGGACAUGAGUGCACGCAAGGCCGAGGAACAGAGUGGCAUCCCGCAAGACGAACGUGCUCCUAGCAUGGGAGCCAAGAGUCUGUGUAUUCCAUUCGAUCAGCCCGAGGGAAUUGAAAAGGGAGUCACCAAAUGCGGGAACCCCAAAUGCUCAAGUUUUGCUGAGGCAUGGUGCAUGUUUGGGCGGUCGUAUUAGACGAUGGUCGCACCAGAUAGGAUUAGGCGUUUCGACGAUAUAGAGAGAGCGACUUGCAGAUUACGAGUGAGAUGACGAUGAUAUCCCCAUCCUCUACUAGGGCCAUGCAACAUGUAUGCAUGAGAUGACGAAUUUCAGUCUGCUAGAGUCGAUUGCAAGUGUCCUUUCGAUUUCAUGCCUUUCGCAAGUGAUCACAAGACCCCCUGUCAAGCAUGUUUGGAGUAGCUGGACGGGGUUUGACGAGCGUUAUCAAGAUGCAUCAUCUUCGAGGCUGCGUUGCUACUGAUAGGAACAUUUAUUUGGCCAGGAACAGGCUUAGAUCAACCCACACUAUGCA
Messenger RNA from Exophiala oligosperma, 2183 nucleotides. Its product is annotated as proline-tRNA ligase. The coding region runs from base 119 to 1846 and encodes 575 amino acids. Gene Ontology annotation, molecular function: ATP binding; proline-tRNA ligase activity. Gene Ontology annotation, cellular component: cytoplasm; aminoacyl-tRNA synthetase multienzyme complex. The transcript has a single exon. Gene Ontology annotation, biological process: prolyl-tRNA aminoacylation. The record is from RefSeq and is a predicted model, not a curated record. Lineage: Eukaryota; Fungi; Ascomycota; Eurotiomycetes; Chaetothyriales; Herpotrichiellaceae.